AUGGCGACUGCACUCAACCACGCCCCCACACCAAUUCUGAUGGCAGCUGCACUCAACCACGCCCCCACACCAACCCUGAUGGCGGCCGCACUCAACCACGCCCCCACACCAACCCAUAACAUCCUGAUGGCGGCUGCACUCAACCACACCCCCAUGCUAAUCCACAACUUCCCUGUCAUUGUCAUUACCUGUGAAGAGACCGAGACAAGCUCAUUGGUGCUUGGCAAGAAGCUUAACCUGAAGGAACUGAGGUUGGCAUCAGAGGAUCUGCUUGCUGAUUUCUUCACGCUCGAUAAGAACUCUAGUGCUGUCGCUACUUUCAUUGACCAGCGAGAUGUUCCCAAAAGUUGUCACUAUGAUCGAUGCAUCGAUCACAUCCUCCUCUUCCAUAUUUGCCUUACACUGGAUGGGCUUGAUUGGCCAUCACACAGCGCAUCCUCCCCCCAAUUGCAGCCCCAUCUGCCAUCACACAGCGCAUCCUCUGCUCAGCCGCAGCCCCACAGUACAUUUUCCCCCCAGCCCCAACCUUCUAACGGCUCUUCCAACAACAAUCCUCCUAUUGAUCCGCGUCUUCUGCAAGCUCCUCCCUCCUUUCCUCAUAACAACACUAGUAAUAACGCGCAUGCGGACAUGGACUGUUAUAUGCAUGACCCCACGGUCCGCUGA
Messenger RNA from Suillus discolor, 666 nucleotides. RefSeq lists its product as uncharacterized. The record is from RefSeq and is a predicted model, not a curated record. The transcript has 2 exons. The coding region runs from base 1 to 666 and encodes 221 amino acids. Lineage: Eukaryota; Fungi; Basidiomycota; Agaricomycetes; Boletales; Suillaceae.